Molecule: messenger RNA, 6291 nt
Organism: Parastagonospora nodorum SN15
Lineage: Eukaryota; Fungi; Ascomycota; Dothideomycetes; Pleosporales; Phaeosphaeriaceae
Exons: 8
Coding region: 1-6291 (2096 amino acids)
Biological process (GO): calcium ion import across plasma membrane
Cellular component (GO): voltage-gated calcium channel complex; membrane
Molecular function (GO): calcium ion binding; high voltage-gated calcium channel activity
Source: RefSeq, a predicted model, not a curated record
AUGUCCUACCCCGACCCCAACCACCACAGAGGCCAGUCCCACCAGUCAAUACCUCUGCAAGACCUGAAUCGGCCGCCGGACGAGUACGAUGAGACUGCGCCGCAGCACCAACAGCACCGGAGAACCCUCAGCGACCGCGGGCGGAACCUGCUCAGGCAAACCGGUGCGAUAGCAGGAGGAUACAGAGAUGCGCAAUAUGCCCCCAUAGCCGCUGCAUCCCCGAGUCCCACGCGCCAUGUUUCGCGACCACACAUGCAAGUCAACACCAAUCUUGGCGGUGCACAUGGCGGCAUUCGCAGGGUGGAAGAGGAGGAUGUGGGCUCGCCCAUAGAUGCCGGCGCGUUCCAGGCCGCCAUUGGCUUCGGCAUGGACAUGAACUUUCAGGGCGAUACUUCACCACCCUUGACCCCGCCAAUGGCUACACUUGCGUCCUCGGACGACGCCUACGCCGCAUAUGGUGGGGAGCCUUAUCAAGACAGGUCUACGUCUGAGGACCAAGGCUACUUUUCGCCCGUGUACGACGACACGGCGCGAUUGACCGAUGUGCAACAUUUGCAGCCUAUCAGUGGAGCGGAAGCUGCCAUGUCUCCACAGCAGGACCGGUCCAGCUUUCAGAGCGUGCAGUUUCUAAGUCCAGGAGACAUGUCGCCCAUGGGAAUGGCAAGAGACAAUGAGAACCUAGAAGCUGCGUCCGGCGGCUUGAGAGACUCGAUGGGAAGGAAGCGCUCACUAUCGCCGGGUCAGAUCGUGUCGCCUCUGAAUCGGGCCGGAACCAUCAUGCGGAACAUGUCUCAGCGUGUUGUCAACGUCAGUAAUGACUCUCAGGUCGCCGAGCGAACUCUGAAGAGAAAAUCCACAGUCCAUGCCCGCUUGCAUGAGCCUCCUUCCUUCCCUGUACUGCCUGAAUACGUCGUGGAUGGCGCAGCAUCACGCUCGUCCUCGAUCAAGAGUGAGAAGCCACCAACUCCAGUGGUUCGUUCGCGCCAGGCGAGUGCGCAAUGGCACCGGCCUCCAAAUCCACUGCGAGGCAAAAGUUUGGGCAUUUUCCCAGCUAACAGCAAGAUCAGAAUGAAGCUUAGCGACGUUCUUGUUCAUCCAGCGACCGAGCCGCUGCUUCUUGUUCUGAUUGUGGUCCAGACAGUCCUGCUUGCCGUCGAUGCAAGCUCAAAAGCCCAGUACUCUCCUGGGAAAGUCAAGACUAUUGAUGGACUGUCUGGAAUUGACUUUGCUCUUCUGGGCCUCUUCAUAGUGUACACUAUAGAAGUCAUAAUACGAAUUAUCGUGUCAGGCUUCAUCAUCAAUCCUGUCGAAUACAGCACUAUCAACCGACAAGUUGGCCUUAGAGAGGCCGUAAUGAUGAAAGCCAAUAAGCUGUUUGGUGGUCCCGAGCGACAGGCGUCUCAAAGGCGCACUAGCACCAAGACAGAACCCACAGAGCCACAGCAACCGUCGGUACUUCGAGCGUUCACCACUGCGCAGAUGCACGUCGAGGUUGGACCUGGAGACUACCGGGAGCAGCAACGUAUUCGAUUGGCGCACAGAGCAUACUUACGGCACUCUUUCAACCGAACUGACUUCCUAGCUGUCAUCGCUUUCUGGAUCUCUUUCGCUCUGGGCCUGAUAGGAAUCGAAAACGCGCGCGUCAUUCUGGUAUUUGAUAUGCUUAGCUGCUUGCGUAUCAUUCGUCUCCUGAAUCUUACAAGCGGAACAUCUGUGAGUGCACCACGCAAAGACAUCUUGCAGGAACUAACUUGGUGGCAGGUCAUCCUCCGUAGUCUCAAGAAAGCAGCACCACUAUUAGUCAAUGUCGCGUUCUUGAUUGGCUUUUUCUGGCUCCUAUUCUCCAUUGUUGGGGUACAAAGUUUCAAAUCAAGCAUGAGACGGCACUGCGAAUGGCAGAAUGAUGGCGGUUUGCCCAAGUUUCUUAACGAAGACCAGUUCUGUGGUGGUCACCUGUUGGAAGGCAACAGGUCCGAAGGCUACAGAACUUUUCUUCCCGGGCGCCCACAAGGACCCGCGGAGGGCAAAGGGUUUUUAUGCCCAGUUGGCUCUCUCUGCAUUGAGGGCGACAACCCCUUUAACAACACAAAAAGCUUCGACGAUAUUCUCCAAUCCCUACAGCUGGUUUUUGUCAUCAUGUCCUCAAACACCUGGUCAGAUCUACUCUAUACGAUGGCCGACACGGACUACCUAGUCACUUCUCUUUUCUUUAUCGUGGCAAUCCUAAUUCUGAGUUUGUGGCUCAUCUCACUACUCAUUGCAGUCAUCACGUCGUCCUUCCAGAUCAUUCGCGAAGAGAGCAAGACUAGCGCCUUUACUGGAGAAGUGAUAAAAGAAGAUACGGCGGACGAAGCAAACGAAAAGUUACGCAUCCCCAGCUUGAAACGUUUUUAUGACAAGACUACCUGGUUAUGGAUCGUUGUCAUUGCAUUUGGACUUGUCGCUCAGAUGAUGAGAAGCUCGGGCAUGAGUGCUUUCCGACGAAAGUUCAUCGAUAGGUCUGAGACCAUCAUUACACUUAUCCUGCUUUUCGAGAUAUUGCUUCGGCUUGUCGUAGACUGGAGACAUUUCUUCAGCGGCAAGCGUAAUUUAACCGACCUAGCAAUCGCUAUCAUCACCACAGUGAUCCAAAUACCAAUCAUCAAGGAGGCGCAUGGAGGCAAGGCAUAUGCUUGGUUGACAAUCUUCCAGAUCAUUCGUGUCUAUCGGGUUGUCUUGGCGAUCCCGAUGACAAGAGAUCUCAUCGUAUGUAUAUGGUCCAAGUUCAUGAUCGUGUUCGGCAAUGUCGGCGGUCUCUUGAACCUCAUCCUCUUUGUGUUUCUCUUGACAUUCCUAGCCUCGAUCUUCGCUUCUCAACUCUUCCGUGGAGAGAUUCCAGAGGCCAACGACGAUAAUGAAACGAUCCGAGUCCCGUUCUUCAACAUCUACAAUUCCUUCCUAGGGAUGUACCAAAUAUUCUCAAGUGAGAAUUGGACCACCAUCCUUUUCAAUGUAACCACCUAUGAGAAAACAUAUGGCACGGCAUGGAUAGGUGCCUCGUUCUGUAUACUCUGGUUCAUCUUCGCCAACUUCAUUGUCCUCAAUAUGUUUAUUGCUGUCAUUCAAGAGAACUUCGAUGUGUCUGAAGAUGAGAAACGCUUGCAGCAAGUCAAGGCCUUCCUGCAGCAGAAAGAACAGGGCCUUAGUGCAGCCAACACGAACCUCUCGUUGUCUUCCAUCUUCAAGCUUGGUCAGGCCAGCCGACGCGACCCACUCGAUUACGGACAUGCUGCCACAGAGAUGCUCCUCAAGGACGCUGUCGUCCGUGACUUUCUUGACGAGGGUGCCGAGGAGGAAAGUCCGCACGAAGAACCACGCCCCGGUCUUCGGCCAGCCAAGACGAUAGUGGGCUCAGGAACAGUCUCCACUAUCUGGCAAAGGUUUCUCCGUCGCAUCAUUCACAGAGAGCCAAAUCCAUUCUAUGCGCCUCUAGACUAUGGCCGUGCAUAUGAAGAACUGGAUCCCCGGCGCAUGGCUAAAGAAGUAGUCUCUGCGACGGAGAGACGCAAGAAAGCACAGCGUGAAUACCUACGAACCCACCCUAACUACAACGUGUCAUUGUUCAUGUUCCGACCACACAACCCGAUCCGUAGGCUCUGUCAACGCAUCGUUGGUCCUGGCCGUGGUGGUGACCGCAUCGAGGGUCUAACACCAUCUGUACCCGUCUGGUACGCCUUCUCGGCUUUCAUCUAUGCCGCAAUCAUUGCCAUGGUGCUUUUGGCAUGUAUCACAACGCCACUGUACCAACGACAGUACAUCAUGGAUCACGGUUUCAGUGUUAGGAACUGGUUUGUAUGGACAGAUCUGGGCUUUGCUGUGGUGUUCAGCAUCGAAGCACUUAUCAAAGUCAUCGCCGAUGGCUUUUUCUGGACACCAAAUGCUUACUUUAGAGGCUCUUGGGGCUUCAUUGACGGUGUAGUGCUGAUCACUCUUUGGGUAAACAUCGUCACAUCAUUCUACAAUGACGGACAGGUGACCAGAACCGUCGGCGCCUUCAAAGCAUUGAGGGCUCUCCGCCUGCUCAACGUCAGUGACAGUACUCGCGAUCAUUUCCACUCUCUCAUAGUCCAAGGCUGGUGGAAGCUCUUCUCCGCUGCAUUCGUCUCUCUCAGCUUGCUGAUCCCAUACGCCAUUUAUGGUCUGAAUCUUUUCGUUGGCCGAAUGCAAUCUUGCAACGAUGAUGGAUCUGGCAUCAGCAAUCUGAAUGACUGUGUCAAUGAAUACAAUGCUUCACCUUUUGCAUGGGAUGUGCUCGCUCCACGAGUCGCGGCCAAUCCAUACUACGACUUUGACAACUUCGGCGACUCCCUCUUCAUCCUCUUCCAGAUUGUGUCGCAAGAAGGGUGGACGGACGUCAUGUGGUCGGGUAUGAGCAUCACUGGAGUUUUCACGCAGCCAGAAGCCUUCUCGGCGCAGGGCAAUGCCGUCUACUUCAUCAUCUUCAACUUGCUCGGAGCCGUUUUCGUGUUGACACUCUUCAUCUCGGUAUUCAUGCGUAACUACACGGAGCAGACGGGAGUUGCCUUCCUCACGACUGAUCAACGUUCCUGGCUCGAACUGAGAAAACUACUACGACAAGUUUCUCCAUCAAAGCGACCAUCUUCUUCCAAGCAACGUGAAACAUGGGAAGAGUGGUGCUACCGCCGAGCAGUGCGUAAGACUGGGCGGUGGCAGCGCUUCAUCACAGGAGUACUCAUCCUUCAUCUUUUGUUGUUGUGCCUCGAAUGGUAUCCUGGAUAUGGUCCAUGGGAGACGGCUAGGGACUACAUCUUCCUCGUACUCACCAUCUUCUUCAUUGCCAACGUGAUCAUUCGUAUAAUCGGCCUCUCGUGGCAUCGCUUCCGCAAGAGCUCUUGGGACGUCUUCUCCAUAUUUGCCAUAUCGGGAACGUUUGUCACGUCCAUUCUGCUUCAGGCCAAGCGAGAUGAAAGAGUUUUCAUCCAAUUGAACAAGCUCUGUCUUGUUUCGAUUGCACUGCUCCUCAUACCUCGAAACAACCAGCUGGACCAGCUCUUCAAAACCGCAGCAGCCAGUCUGACAGCCAUUGCCAACCUCCUGGCUACCUGGUUUGUACUGUUCCUGGUAUAUGCGAUUGCACUCACGCAAACAUUCGGUCUUACUCGCUUUGGACCCAACGAGACCGGAAAUAUCAACUUCCGAACCGUUCCGAAGGCACUUAUCUUCCUGUUCACGAUGAGUAUGGGCGAAGGUUGGAACGAGUUCAUGGAAGAUUUCGCCAAUGUGGAUAAGCCGUACUGCACAGUGGGAGAGAAGUACUUCGAGAGCGACUGUGGCAGUCCAGAAUGGGCACGUGCCUUGUUCAUCACCUGGAACAUUCUCAGCAUGUACAUUUUCGUGAACUUGUUCGUCUCGUUGAUUUACGAGAGUUUCAGUUAUGUGUACCAACGAAGCAGUGGGUUGUCAGUCAUCAGCCGAGAAGAAAUCCGUAGGUUCAAGCAGGCAUGGGCAGAGUUCGAUCCUAAUGGGACGGGCUUCAUCUCACAAGAGCUGUUUCCCAAGCUUCUAGGUGUAACCGAAAUCCGUCGCCGACGAAAACGAAUGAACAUCUUUUACGAAGAGGUGCUCGUGUCAAGCGAUCCUGACAGGGGGAUUCAGUUCACGUCGCUGCUGAUGAUCUUGGCUCACCACAAGGUCAUCAACGACAACAAGAGUUUAAGGUGUCGAGUCGAAGAAGCUGUCCGCCGCAACGUCGUAGUCGGAUUCUUCGACACUCUCUACUGGGCCCGGCGCUUCCGCCGUGCCAUGGAGCAGAAGAAGCAAGGCCGCAUGACCGCCAUUCCCCAAUUCACCGUCCCCGAGAUUUUCAUCGACGACGAAGACAUCACGAACGUGCGGCGCACUCCCUACCAUUCACCCAGUGCCAGCUCGCUCUUCUCCCCCGCGGACACAAACACACCAGGCGGCCUCACUCGUGACUCUUUACCACCACACCUCGACACCAACGCAGCAGCUCGAAGCCGCGCAAACUCGAUCCAACAGACGCCCACCGGAUCGCCAACGCGUGGAUCCCCGGGCGCAAGCCCCUUCUCGCCACCUGCUGAUGCUGACUGGCAAUUCGCCUCCGCGCUCAGCCGCCCCCCGAGUCCCCUCGAGGAACUCGAUCCGCGGGCGCAGGACAGCAGAAGCCGAGCCAACAGCGCCGUCAGCGCGGCCGACGUCCUGGAAGUACUGGACAACUCGGCUUGGGGCGAGAGUAUCCGGCGCAGUUUCACUCAGCGGAGAAGAAGUUAG